AUGGACGAAUUCCAUAAAAUGAUUAAAUCGCUGGAAACACUGGCAACUGAACGUGCAUUGGAAAGUCUUAGUGGUAAAUUUUUGGAAUAUGCAGCAUAUUUGUUGAAAAGCUUGAGGAAAGCACCCGAAAAUAUCGUUGUUGAAUAUGCAGCUACCUGGAAUUCUCAUAAAUUUGCAAUCUACGGUUUUAUUGGCACACGAAUCUCCUUGAUGAUAAAUUUCGACAAUAUUGAAAAUUUCACUCAGUUCGUUCAAGCUACAAAAAUAUGGGGUGCAAGAUGGGUGUUGCAUGAAUCAAUGAAUUUUGCGCCACUUGCAGUAUCUCCUGGACAGAGGCAUUUAUCAACUGGAAAUGUUGCUUCAGUUGGUGACUCUACACACCAGCACUGUAAGUUGCAAUGUUUCAUGUGCGACGAGGAAUUAACACUCCCAGAUGAACAUCUUAAGGCAGUAAGGUGCGACAGAUUUAAUGCUGAAAUACCGCUAUGGACUCACUGUUAG
Molecule: messenger RNA, 501 nt
Organism: Enterobius vermicularis (human pinworm)
Lineage: Eukaryota; Metazoa; Nematoda; Chromadorea; Rhabditida; Oxyuridae
Source: the annotation of a GenBank genome assembly